Parnassius mnemosyne (clouded apollo) is the source of this 3182-nucleotide messenger RNA. The record is from the annotation of a GenBank genome assembly. Lineage: Eukaryota; Metazoa; Arthropoda; Insecta; Lepidoptera; Papilionidae.
GAUUGUGGUCAUAGAUUACUUUUAUUUUUAUGUACCUAGAAAUUAUGGCUGUCGAUGUCGAGUUCGAGUCGAUAGACAAGUACUAUUUUUAAUGGUAAUAGGGUCUCAAACACCUUAUUGAAUUCGUGUAAAAUUUAAUUUUCUAAUGUAAGGUGAUCUCUUUAAAUUUUAAGAAGCAAGUAUGGCAUUAAGGGGCUGAGGAUUGCUUUUUAUUGGGGGCAGUUCUCGAAUUUGAGUGCUCCAGGCUUCGCCCGCCUUGACCCUUAACAUCUACACUUUGGUCAGCUAAGCGGCUUAACAAGAUGGCGCAGGUCGGAGCCAAUAUGGAGUACCAAGAAUACAAAUGGGCUUACUCAAUUAUGGAUUCUUCAAAGGUAUCAGCAUGUGUGAUAUCUAUGUUACUUAUCGUCUAUGGAAGCUUCCGCUCGUUGAAUAUGGAAAGAGAAGCUCGAGAAAGAGCCGAGAGAGAGAGGGAAGCGUCAUUGCUUGGAGGGAAGCCGGUACCCACUACUUCACCAAAUAAUAGUAAGUUUAUUUGCACUAAGUAUAUGUAUUCCACUUGUUAAUAGUGGCGUGUAGUGGCGGUCAAGAAUUACCACUACCCCAUAUCUUCCCGUGGGUGUCGUAAAAGGCGACAAAGGGAGGCAGGCAAAAGAUGGGCAGCAGGAUCUUCCUGAUAACAACAAACUUACAAUAAAAAAACUGCGGUUGCCAACCCGCUCGCCAAGCGUGGCAACUAUGGCAAAUACCCCCCUAUGACGAGAGUAACAAAGAAACGGCCCCCAGUCCCCGGCGGCCCCGCUAUUCCUGGCUACGGUGGCGACCAUGGUAACGGCGGGACAGGGGGUGCUAAGAAUCUCCGGUAGAGGUUCGGUUGCCACCUAAGACGAAUCGACCUGGCAACAUACAACGCACGCACCCUGAGGACUGACGAGAAGAUCGUGGAGCUGGAAGAAGAGAUAGAAAAGUUACGCUGGAAUAUUAUAGGAUUAUCCGAAGUCCGAAGAGAGGGGGAGGACACGGUAAUCCUCGAAUCCGGUAACUUGCUCUAUCACCGGGAGGGCGACCAUCUGUCCCAAGGAGGAGUCUGAUUUAUCGUCCACAAGUCUCUCGUUAACAACGUUGUAAAGAUUGAGAGUGUGUCGAUGAGGGUUGCGUACCUUAUACCCAGAAUCACCAAACGGUAUUCGCUGCAGCUCAUACAGGUUUACGCACCAACCUCGGCACACCCCGAUGAGGAGGUGGAGGAAAUGUAUGAGGAUAUCUCUAGAGCCAUGCAUCCUCCAAAACCCAAUAUACGGUGUUAAUGGGAGACUUCAAUGCAAAACUAGGCACAAGAGAGAACGGUGAGCUGAAAGUAGGGAAAUUUGGAAUAGGGCAACGGCACCCAAGAGGCCACCAGCAGUUGGCCGACUUCUUGGAGAAAGAGGGACUCUUUAUGAUGAACUCUUUCUUCCAGAAGCGGUCCCACAGGAAGUGGACCUGGUCGAGCCCCGACGGUUCCACAAAAAAUGAGAUUGACUUCAUUAUGACGACCAGACGACAACUGUUCAAUGAUGUCUCCGUGAUCGCGAGGGUGAAAACUGGUAGCGAUCACCGAAUGGUUAGAGGCACACUGAACCUAAACGUUAAGUUGGAGAGGUCUCGUCUAAUGAAGUCAACGCUCCGCUCCCCUCGUGCUCUGUUCCAAAGUCCCGAAACCUUUCAGCUCGAGCUACAAAACCGUUUUCAGUGCCUAGAAGGACUGCAAUGCAGUGGACGAUAUGAAUGACAAGCUCGUGGAAACUGUCCAUGCGGUCGGAGCUAAGUUCUGCAAGACUCGCCGCAGAAGAACACAAAAAAUCUCCGAUCACACUCUCAAUCUCAUGGCUGUUAGACGGGAGAUGAAGCUACAUUCUUCAACAGAUUUGACAGCAUACAGGCAACUGAACAGACAGAUCUCCAAAUGCAUGCGGCAUGUUUAAUGUCCAUGUCACACCUAUGCCGGUAGUUGUUGGGAGCACUAAGCUCGAAUUUAUUGACGAGUAUGUUUACCUGGGAUAAAUAGUCCGACUAGGUAAGUCCAACUUCGACCGAGAGUUCAAUCGACGGAUUCAACUCGGCUGGGCAGCGUUCGGGAAACUACGACACAUCUUUUCGUCAGGCAUACCUCAAAACCUUAAAACGAAAUUGUACAACCGCUGCAUGUUGCCAGUGAUAACUUACGGAUCUGAGACGUGGUCCUUCACUGCUGGCCGUAUGAGGAAGCUCAAGGUCGCUCAGCGAGCUAUGGCGAAGGCUAUGCUCGGGGUUUCUCUGCGUGAUAAACUUAGAAAUGAGUAUAUCCGCAGUAGAACCAGAGUAACCGACAUAGCCCAACGGAUUAGUAAGCUGAAGUGGCAAUGGGCCGGCCAUAUAGCUCGAAGAACCGACAACCGAUGGGGAAGAAAGGUUCUCGAGUGGCAGCCUCGUACCGGUAGACAAAAUGUAGGGCGACCCCCCACGAGAUGGAGUGACGACCUGGUAAGACAUGCAGGAAGUCGAUGGAUGCAGAUGGCUCAGGACCGUGCUUUGUGGCAUUCCUUGGGGGAGGCCUAUGUUCAGCAGUGGACUUAUGAGAGGCUGUAAUGAUGAUGAUGAGGACUUGUUAAUAAUUCUAGUUAUGACCACAAUAAUGUAUUUGAAGGCAAUCAGUCGGCACACAAUCAACUGUUAUACGUGAACGUCUUUAUCUAUAUUGAGAGUUUGCAGUAAACGCCACGUUUGGCAGGCGCAUUUGCAAUUCUUGUAUCCCAGACUGGCGAUUGAAAGACGCUGCUUCCAACCGCCAAUCCGGGGAUAAAGUGGUAGAUUCCAUCGGAGGCCAUAAACUCACAUUAUAAGGCAAUUGCAAUCUCAUUAAAACCUCUUUAAAACACUACUCGUAAAUUGAAUAUACUGCAUACGCAUGAUAAAUGGCUUGUGUCAUGUGGAAACCCUUCUACAACUCUAGUACUGUAACAUAUGGCGUCCUAUAUUUGAUAUUACACACUCGGUUAGAUUUAUUAUAAUUUGAUUAUACAUAUACAUAUAUUUUGAUAAUACUGUGUAUGUAUAGAUAACAUAGGCCUUCCCCAUAGAUUGCCUUUUAGGUGGGAUAUUUGCCAUAGUUGUCACAUUUUGCAGGCAGGUUCAGAAAUAUCACUACAGACUCCAUUCACUCC